AUGUAUCUGCCACGGUCGUUAAUAUCGAAGCUCUACACACACCUGCAAACCACCUGCCAUCCGUUAUCGCCGCCCGUUCUGAUUCUUGUAGCCCUCGAACCUGAUGCUCUCUGCGGCUGUCGUAUACUGACUCGUUUGCUCAAACAUGACUACAUACCGCACAAGAUUCAACCCGUCGCCGGCUACAGCGAUCUCGAAAAGGCCGGGAAAGAGCUUGUCAUGCCAAUGAUGGAAAGCCACGGUGGCAGCGGAGGUGUAGUGGUAUGCUUGGGCGUGGGAGGCAUGGUAGAUCUGGGUCCGCUACUGGGUCUGGAGCAGGAUGGCGAGGAAGCGCCCUAUAGUGGCGUGGAAGUUUGGGUCAUUGAUGCUCAUCGCCCAUGGAAUCUGGGCAAUGUCUUCGGCGGCUUUCCUCUCGAGGCUGCUUCCGAAAUGGAGGCUUCGUAUCGGUCCCGCACACCGGUUGGUAUAUCCGGCGGUCAAGUCGGACGUGCGUAUAAAUCCGGAAAGGGCGGCAUCGUGGUAUUUGAUGAUGGCGAUAUUGAAGAUGAGCUGGAAAAGGAACGCGACGCGUAUCUGGCCUUGGUCGACAUGCCAGACAUUGAUCACGACCAAGAGGCGCUGGACCUCACGGAUGAUGAGGACAAUUAUUAUGACGAUGACGGCUUGGACUCGGAACCUGCGCGCGCCGGGCAAAAAAGGAAGAGUUGGUCGGACAGGCAUGAAGAUGAGUCGAGUGACGAAGAGGAUCGUCCUCAUCGACGACGAAGAAGCAACUCUUCGAGCCCAAUAGCUGAUUCACCGCCUCGUCCUACCCGUAGAGGUCUUGUUUCCCUACGACAUCCCGAAGCCGGACUAUCGAGCGACCCCCUGGAGCCGCCUGUGCCUUCCGCGCGAGCUUUACGAAGACGCCUUUUGCGACUGCGCCGGGAAAAGGAAUCUAUCCUUCAUGACUAUUAUCGAAUGGGCUCAUCCUUUGCGGAACCUAUCUCCUCCAUGAUGUACUCCUUAGCGUCGGAGUUGGGUAGAGAGGACAAUGAUCUCCUCUGGCUAACGAUUGUUGGCGUCACAUCUAUGGAGCUCUAUGGCCGAUCAUCUGCGGGCAUCGCGGCACCUAUACGUGCCAAUGAUGCCACCCACAGACCGUCGGGCUGGAUGGGCGUUCGAGGCACAAGAUUACGCCAACUGCUCCGAGACGAAGUCAGACGCCUUAAUCCUCCUGAGAUCGCCAACGGUCGAGUCGCCCCAGAAAAUGCUGGCGUCAUUCCCACAACAGCUAGAAAUCCCGAAGACACUAGCAUCCGGCUUUCGCCUGAGCCUAGAUUCCUUCUUAUCCGGCAUUGGAGUUUGUACGACAGUAUGCUGCAUUCGCCAUACCUAUUUUCUCGUCUGAAAACCUGGAGCGAGACAGGAAUCAAACGGCUCCAUAAGCUACUGGCCAAGAUGGGUGUGAGCUUGGCGCAAUGCAAACAGAGCUAUACGCACAUGGACAUGAUGCUCAAGCGCGAACUGCGAGCAAAACUACUGAAAUACGGCUCCCUGUAUAACCUGGACGAAAUGGUUCCGCCAGUUGAUACAGAUGACAAGGACCGAGCUGGCGCCAAAGACGGAUGGGGGUUUGUAAGAAGCUGGGGCUGGAGGGCAACGCUCAGUGCUCAAGACGUCGGUGUUGUCAUUGGUGCCUUGCUGGAAGUUGGUAAACACGCACACAAAACUGAUGUUGCUAUGCCAACUAGCCAAAUUACUCGCGAUGUGGAAGAUGAUAUUGAAUUUGCUGCCCAAGCAGAGGAAUGGGUUGGCCGGUUCUGGGAAGCCUACGACGCAUUAGAGGAUAUUGACUCACUUAAAGCCGGUCUUCCUACAGCACAAUUCCUACACCGUGCCAUAUAUCGCACGGGAACUUCACUUAUCAACAAGAAGCAGAUCAAACAUUUGCGAGCAUUUCGGAUGUGCGUUGUGAAGGACGGCCCAGAUGUUGCUUUGUUCACACAUCCGGCUGCUCUCACAAAGCUUUCCUUGUGGAUAGGUCAGGCGCUGGCAGAGCAGGAGCGAGAGGCUCAUGGAAGACUGUCGCGUGGUGGACGAGGAACGCCGCUUGUAGUGGCUAGUCUUAACGAGAAGCGCAGUGUUUACGUUGUAGUUGGCACCGGGGGUGGUGGUGGGCCAGACACGACAUUCCUCAACCGUGAGGCAGCAAAACGACGACGGGCGGAAAAGGAAGCCAAGGCCAAAAGGAAGGAAUCCGCACGGCUGGCAAAAGAAAAAAUCAGAGAAGAGAAACGCGCGGCAAAGCGUGUGGCUGGCCAAGAGGAGGACGAGGAUGAGCUGGAGACGGAAUCUGAGGCUUCCGACUCUGAUUUGGACAACGACUCGGAUGAUGACGACAAGGAGCCUGAAAGGGGCUACGGCCUGAACAAAUUUGGCAGUGCUUUCCAGGAGGUGGUAUCGGAGACAAACGCCCGGGUACGGAUCGACAGCUUUGAGCAUUGCGCUGUAGAGGUCAAGAAAGAGGACCUUGGCGGCUUCUUGGAGAGUUUGAGCAUGAAAGCUGUUGUGGGAUAA
This is a messenger RNA of Metarhizium album ARSEF 1941, 2559 nucleotides long. RefSeq names its product CDC45 family. The coding region runs from base 1 to 2559 and encodes 852 amino acids. Gene Ontology annotation, molecular function: DNA replication origin binding; chromatin binding; single-stranded DNA binding. The transcript has 3 exons. The record is from RefSeq and is a predicted model, not a curated record. Gene Ontology annotation, biological process: DNA replication initiation; mitotic DNA replication preinitiation complex assembly; double-strand break repair via break-induced replication. Gene Ontology annotation, cellular component: DNA replication preinitiation complex. NCBI's taxonomy places the organism in Eukaryota, Fungi, Ascomycota, Sordariomycetes, Hypocreales, Clavicipitaceae.